Messenger RNA from Striga hermonthica, 4200 nucleotides. Lineage: Eukaryota; Viridiplantae; Streptophyta; Magnoliopsida; Lamiales; Orobanchaceae. The record is from the annotation of a GenBank genome assembly.
AUGGCUGGAAAGCCAAAUAAGGGGAGGAAUCGUAAAGUGUCCCAGCAGGGUGCUAUGAAUUCUUCAGAGCAGGCCAUCUCUUCUGAUGCUCCUUUGAGUGAUAGUUCGAGAACUGCGCAGAUCAAUGGAGAUGGAAGCUUACAAGCGUCAACUGACACAAAUACUGAAGUGAAGGACCAGGGAAACUCAUCUGACCAGCAUCCAAGCAAACAAGGCGAUGCUCAUCUUUAUCCGGUUUCGGUGAAAACACUAGGGGGAGAGAAGCUUGAGCUCCAAUUGAGUCCUGGAGAUUCUGUAAUGGAUGUAAGGCAGUUUCUUCUUGAUGCACGGGAGACAUGCUUUUUCACGUGCUACGAUUUGUUAUUACACUCAAAGGAUGGUUCUAUUCAUCAUCUAGAAGACUACAAUGAUAUAUCUGAAGUUGCUGAUAUCACCAGUGGUUCCUGCUCGCUGGAGAUGGUUGCUGCAUUGUAUGAUGAUCGUUCAAUUAGAGCUCAUGUUCUUCGAACUAGAGAGUUGCUUUCUCCUUCAACGGUGCAUUCUUCGCUCUCGACAAUGCUUGCAUUACAACAUGAAACAGUGAAAAACGCAUCUGUAAAUUCAGGAGAUGCAAUGAAAGUAGAAGUGCCAGAACUCGAUAAAUUGGGAUUUAUGGGAAAUGGCUCACUCACAAAAUUAUUGUCACCACCCUCUAAAGAGAUUAACAGUGUUGAAAGUAUAGUUUUUUCUUUAUUCAAUCCUCCUCCAAGCCACAGAAGGCUUUAUGGAGACUUAAUAUAUUUGGAUUUGGUUACGCUGGAUGGAAAUAAAUAUUGUAUUACAGGAACAACCAAAACAUUCUACGUUAACUCAAGCACAGGAAACAUUCUUGAUCCAAGGCCAGCUAAAAACAAUAUAGAAGCAACAUCUCUUGUUGGACUUUUGCAGAAGAUUAGCCCUAAGUUCAAGAAAGCUUUUCGUGAGAUGUUGGAGCACAAGGCCCAAGCACAUCCCUUUGAAAAUGUCCAAUCAGUGUUGCCGCCAAAUUCAUGGCUGGGCUUGUAUCCCAUUCCUGAUCAUAAACGUGAUGCAGCAAGAGCAGAGAAUUCAUAUACUCUUUCCUUUGGAAGUGAGCUUAUUGGUAUGCAGCGAGAUUGGAAUGAAGAGUUACAGUCGUGUCGGGAGUUCCCGCAGACCACACAUCAGGAAAGGAUCUUAAGAGAUAGGGCGCUUUACAAGGUCACUUCUGAUUUUGUUGAAGCUGCAACUAGCGGUGCUAUUGGAGUGAUAAGUAGAUGUAUUCUACCUAUUAACCCAACUGACCCUGAGUGCUUUCAUAUGUAUGUCCACAACAACAUAUUCUUUAGUUUUGCCGUUGAUGCGGACAUUGAGCUAUUGACUCGGAAGCAGGUAUCGGAAGUCCACUCUAAACUCCAGGGCACAGCUUCUUCACAGGGUGAUACCAAGAUAUUGGGAAACAAUCUGUCGCAUUUGAAUGGCAAUCCGCCGCAUGUGGAUGUAUCAGCUAAUCCAAACAUGGAAAACACUAGUGGCACUGAUGCAAUUUCCCCUGACAUGCCUGCAGAGUCUCAGCUGGCUGAAAGUGAGCAAGCUACAUAUGCUAGUGCUAAUAAUGAUUUGAAAGGCACCAAGGCAUACCAGGAAGCUGAUGUUCCUGGCUUGUACAAUCUUGCUAUGACCAUUAUUGAUUAUAGAGGUCACAGAGUUGUUGCGCAGAGUGUGUUGCCUGGAAUCCUCCAAGGUGACAAGUCGGACUCCCUUCUCUAUGGAUCUGUUGACAACGGCAAGAAAAUUUGCUGGAGUGAAGAUUUUCAUUCCAAGGUACUAGAAGCUGCUAAGCGUCUUCAUCUGAAGGAGCACACUGUACUUGAUGGAGCUGGCAAUGUAUUUAAACUAGCUGCACCAGUUGAGUGCAAGGGCAUUGUUGGCAGUGAUGACAGACAUUAUCUUCUGGAUUUGAUGAGAGUCACUCCUCGUGAUGCAAACUAUACUGGACCGAACUCCAGAUUCUGCAUUUUGAGACCUGAACUCAUAUAUGGUUAUUGCCAUCAUGAAAAAGCUGAAGCUGCAAAGAUGUCGAACUGCGGUACUGAACUCGAGGACAAUUCUGUUUCUGAUUCUUUGGAUGUCAGCAGUGCAGGAAAAGUGGAGAAAACUGAGGAGCAUGCAGCAUCAGAAGCAUGUAACACACCGGAUGAUGAAAAUAGUGGGAAGCAGAGCCUUGAAGAAUGUGAUUCUCACUCAAGCAAUAAAGCUUCAAGAAAACAGAUAUUCUUCAAUCCUAAUGUUUUUACCGAAUUUAAGUUAGCUGGGAGUGAAGAGGAAAUUUCUGCGGACGAGGAAGAUGUGAGGAAAGCAAGUCUGUAUCUUACAGAUGUUGUACUGCCUAAAUUCAUACAAGAUUUGUGCGCCCUUGAUGUUUCACCAAUGGAUGGACAAACUUUAACCGAAGCACUCCAUGCACAUGGCAUUAAUGUUCGAUAUAUUGGAAAAGUUUCUGAAGGGGUUCGACAUAUGCCUCACUUAUGGGAUCUUUGUUCCAAUGAAAUAGUUGUCCGCUCUGCUAAGCAUGUUUUUAAGGGUCUUUUAAGGGAUACAGAGGACUAUGAUUUGGGGCUUGCAAUUUCACAUUUUUUCAACUGUUUUGUUGGGAAGGUUCAAUCUGUCUCUGGAACAGGCAUUGGAAACAGUUCAUCAAAAUCCCAGAAAAAGGAUCAUUCAGGCCAUCAUGCUUCCAGGAAGUCUCCUAAGGGACAAGCUAAGUUGAAAAAUGGGGGAUAUUUAAGGAAGAAAGAGUCUGUUUAUUUGAGUUUUACCACUGAUAGUUUGUGGUCUGACAUCCAAGAAUUUGCAAAACUCAAAUACCAGUUUGAGUUGCCAGAAGAUGCAAGGCAAGGGGUGAAAAAAAUUUCAGUUAUACGUAAUCUUUGCCAGAAGAUUGGAAUCGCCAUUGCUUCUCGCCACUAUGAUUUUGAUGCUUUGGCUCCUUUUGGAGUUUCAGACAUAUUGAAUAUCCAACCGGUGGUGAAGCAUUCAAUUCCAGUAUGUUCGGAAGCCAAGGAUCUGGUUGAAACUGGGAAAGCUCAAUUAGCAGAGGGAAUGCUCAAUGAGGCAUACACAUUAUUUUCUGAAGCUUUCGCAUUAUUCCAGCAGGUCACUGGUCCAAUACAUCGGGAGGUCGCAAAUUGUUGCCGUUACUUGGCAAUGGUCUUGUACUAUGCUGGAGAUAUGGCUGGAGCCAUUAUGCAACAACACAGGGAACUUAUCAUAAAUGAACGGUGCCUUGGGCUAGACCACCCCGACACUGCUCACAGCUAUGGAAAUAUGGCUCUGUUUUAUCACGGUUUAAAUCAGAGCGAGCUGGCGUUGCACCACAUGUCACGCGCUCUGCUUCUUCUAAAUCUAUCGUGUGGUCCCGAUCACCCUGAUGUUGCCUCUACUUAUAUAAACGUUGCCAUGAUGUAUCAAGAUAUUAAAAAGAUGGACACUGCACUUAGAUAUUUGCAGGAAGCCUUGAAAAAAAAUGAAAAACUGUUAGGGGCAGAGCAUAUUCAAACUGCAGUGUGCUAUCAUGCUUUGGCUAUCGCUUUCAACUGUAUGGGUGCUUACAAGCUAUCUUACCAGCACGAGAAAAGAACAUAUGAUAUUUACGUGAAACAACUGGGUGAGCACGAUUCAAGGACAAAGGAAUCUCAGAACUGGAUGCAGGCGUUUAAGAUCAAAGAGAAUAAUGCACAAAAGCAGAAAGGUGAGAUCUUGAAAGCUGUUUCCGCACAAAAGGCUUUUGAGGAGAUACUUAAGGCAAAUCCUGACCUGUUACAAGCAAUUGAAGCGGCCGCUGUUUCCAACAAGACAAGCAGUUCAAAAUCUUCGGCACUGAAAGCAUAUUCUGAUAACAGCAUCGGCGAAUCUCGUGCAUGGGCUGCUGGAAUGGUCCAGAAAAAGGGGAACGCAAAGGGUCUCUUGAACCUACCGACAAGCAUCUCCGCAGUUAACGAAAUGGCGUACAUCGUACACUCGGAGGUGGCCGACAAUCGGGCAGUGAAGAAGGAAACUGAGUGCAGUGUUUCAAACGGUGUCGAAAAUGGUACUGAAGGGGGUGAGUCGAAAACAGGCCCAGUCGGGCUGGGUCCCGGGUUGGCUUCUUUGGAUUCCAAGAAGCAGAAGGCGAAAGGCAAAGGCAAAUCUUCAUUUUCUUGA